Elaeis guineensis (African oil palm) is the source of this 717-nucleotide messenger RNA. NCBI's taxonomy places the organism in Eukaryota, Viridiplantae, Streptophyta, Magnoliopsida, Arecales, Arecaceae. The record is from RefSeq and is a predicted model, not a curated record.
UCUCCUUCUCACCUGCUCCCAAGCAUCUCUCUUCCAUGCUUCCCCUCUCCACCAAGCGCCCCAUUUGCGACAAUAAACCUCCGCAAGCCAACAUAACCAACCUAAAACACCAACAAAUUAAGAUGGCCGAGCAGCAGCAUAUACCAGGAAGCGCUAAAAGAAUCAGUAGCACCACCAUCCUCUACGCCACGCUCUCCGGCCUCGCCAUUGGAGGUCUAUUACUCGGUAUGAUGGGCUUCACUCUCAUAGCCUCCCUAACUCUCCUCCUUGUAGCUUCCCCUCUUCUACUGCUCUUCAGCCCCAUAAUUCUCCCGGCCGCCUUCGUGGUUGCCGCCUCGAUGGCCGGCUUCAGCUUCGCUGCGGCCAUGGCUGUUGUGGGGGUCUCAGCUCUCAAUAAUGUCCGAAGGGGACCGCCCGUGGCGAUCAGCCGGAUGAUUGAGACCAAGACGGAGUCCCGGCAGAGAGUGAAGGAAGAAUGGGUGGACCAUGGUGGCUGCAUGCAUCAUACUGUUGAGGUUCUUCCAUCUGAGAAUGAGAACGUAGUAAAUAGAGAAUAAAUUGAUAGCGUUAGGAGGCUGUGAAAGUUGACAAGGUAGAGACUUUUGUCGGAUGUUUAUCUCUGUUUUACUGUUGAUGCAUGUUUCUAAUGUAGCACAACAUCUUUCUUUUUUGUUUUGCCCCCUAAUGAAAUGAAGAAGAUUGAGUAGCAACAGUGAU